UUGUUAGAAAUCAAAAUGGCGGACUGGGAUGAUGAAGACUUCGAACCAUUAGGCUUUAACGUAAAACAAUCUGAUAAAUGGGAAGGGGAGGACGAAGAAGAUCAGGAUGUUAAGGAAAACUGGUUCGAUGAAGAAGAGGAUUCAGAAAAGAAAUCGAAGCCAUCCGAAAAUCAAACCGAAGCAGCUCCUCAAGCUAAAGUGAAGAAAAGAAAAACAGUCAAACAGGCUAUACAGGAUAAGGAGGAAAAGGCAAAGGAAAGAACUCUUAAGAGACAGGAGGAGAGUAAAUCAUCACAAGAGGAAGAAUUAACAGAAGAAGAAAGACUAGCAGAAAAGCUUAGAAGACAGAAAUUGGUAGAAGAUGCAGAUUUAGAAUUAGCAAAACAAGCUUUUGGUGUGAAAGAUGAUGUAGGAUCUAAAAGUAUAGAUGACCUGAAUCCUUCAACUAAAGAAGAGUUUGUAGAACUGUCCAAAUUACUUGUAGGAAAAUUAUCCAAUUAUGAGUCCAAUGCAGAAUAUGUCCCUUUCUUGGAAAUGCUGUUUAGAGAUUUAUGUGCAAGCUUGGAUGCUGAAGAUGUUAAACGAUUAGGUAGCACAAUAAAUGUCCUCUCAUCAGAAAAAUUAAAAGCACAGAAGGCAAAGAAAAGUAAAAAGGCUGUUAAGAAAGCCACUCUCUCAGGAGCUAGUGCCAAGGCUGGCAGAAAAGAGGACUUGGAUGCAUUUGGUGGUGGAAAUUAUGAUUAUGGAGAUGAAUUUGAUGACUUCAUGUAAAAAUGACAGUGAAUGAUCUUGCCUGAUUCUGUAAACACAACAUAACUUUGUAUUCAAUUGGUUGGAACCUCAAUAGCAUUAAUAAUAACUUUGCAGAUAGUAAAGUUUGCCUCUUCCUUAAAGUAUCUUAACGUGUAAAAAAUGAGAUGCAAACAUCUAAGGGAGUUAUGGUUUGUUGGUGUAAGCCCUAUAGACCAUUGAGAACCCAGCUUGUUUUUGAUAUUCUUUGUCCCAGCUGUAUAACAGGGGUCGUAUGAUAUAAUUCAAGGCAAAGAAUUGAAAGAUUAAUAAUAACUUGUUCUAGUAAGUAGACCUGUAAUACAUUGUUUCUCAGGUGGUAGAAGAAUACACUGAGACAUUUGAGAAACCAGAUAACCUUUGUAUGGAAGAUCUCCUACUUGUCAUUUGAGUAUUGAAAGCACUGCUAGUAAUAGUGGCUACACUUAAUUGAGAUGAUAGAUGCUUAAACUUUUUUCUUUAUUUUUUCUUUAAAGGACCUCGUAUUUACGAUCACCUCAAUAACAAAAAUUGGUCAGAGCUCAUGGACAACACAGAAUGUCUCAAUCUAUUCGUUGCUUUCUUUUCUUUUUGAGUACAAGAGAGAGAUUUCUUUCUUCCGUGGAAAUUAGAUUGUAGAAUAAAAGCAAUGGAAAACGUGAA
Messenger RNA from Stylophora pistillata, 1431 nucleotides. RefSeq names its product eukaryotic translation initiation factor 3 subunit J-A. Lineage: Eukaryota; Metazoa; Cnidaria; Anthozoa; Scleractinia; Pocilloporidae. Gene Ontology annotation, cellular component: cytoplasm; eukaryotic translation initiation factor 3 complex. Gene Ontology annotation, molecular function: translation initiation factor activity. The record is from RefSeq and is a predicted model, not a curated record.